CUUAAUCUCUCUUAUCAAACAAAAACAAAAUAGAGAUGACUUCUACACUCCAACUCCGCCGAAUCAACCACCAUAACGCCGCCACACUCGCCGGAAACUUCCCCAUGACGACGACCAACAAUGUCUCCGUCCCCGAUAACCACUUCCAUUACCACACCCACCCCGUGGGUCCCAACAACAACCAGUGCUGCUCCGCCGUAGUCCGAUCAAUCUCCGCCUCUAUCGACACCGUAUGGUCGAUAAUCCGCCGCUUCGACAAUCCGCAAGCCUAUAAAAACUUCCUCAAGAGCUGCCACGUCAUCGUCGGCGACGGAAAAGUCGUCGGUUCUCUCAGGGAGGUCCACGUCAUCACCGGCCUUCCGGCGGCUUCGAGCAUUGAGAGGCUCGAAAUUCUAGAUGACGAGAAAAAAGUGAUGAGCAUUAGUAUAGUCGGCGGCGAUCACCGGCUGAAUAAUUAUAGAUCCGUGACGACGCUUCAUCGGACGGCGGCGGAUGACGGCGGCGACGGCGAUAGGACGGUGGUGGUGGAAUCAUACGUUGUGGAUGUUCCGCAAGGGAAUACGAAAGAGGAAACACGUGUAUUCGUUGAUACAAUUGUACGGUGCAAUUUGCAAUCGUUAGGUAAAAUAGCGGAGAACUUGGAAAAAGCUAAGAGUAUUUGACGGUCUAUCGAAAAUAACCUUUCUAUAAUAACGUUGCGUUAUGUGUAAUUACUCUGGAUAAUAUUGCUGUUGUUGUAAGAGUAAUUAGCUAAAUCGAUAUUAAUUGUUUACUGAUUAAAUCAUUGUACAUUUCAUGAUCUAUUUUAUUUUAUUUUUUGGUUUUUUUUUUCUUCAUGAAGACUGAGAAGUGAAAAGUUGAGAAAUUUUGGAGAGUGUAAUUAAAGUUGGUUAUUCUUGGAAUUGUUUCAAUAUGGAAUAGCUAUUAGUA
Messenger RNA from Solanum tuberosum (potato), 930 nucleotides. RefSeq names its product abscisic acid receptor PYL4. The transcript has a single exon. The record is from RefSeq and is a predicted model, not a curated record. Gene Ontology annotation, biological process: abscisic acid-activated signaling pathway. Bases 36 to 662 code for a protein of 208 amino acids. Gene Ontology annotation, molecular function: signaling receptor activity; protein phosphatase inhibitor activity; abscisic acid binding. Gene Ontology annotation, cellular component: nucleus; cytoplasm. Lineage: Eukaryota; Viridiplantae; Streptophyta; Magnoliopsida; Solanales; Solanaceae.